ACCUUCUUCCCUUUAGGGAAGGCUAAGCUGGAAUGUCCAGGAAGGUCCAUGCUUCAGAUAGCAAUCAGCCAGCUGCCUUUCGUGUUUGGCAGUCACUUGCCUGCCUUCUAAAUUGUAGGCAUAUGUAUUUCCCCGCAGUUCUUUCUGUGUUGUUUUGUUUAGGUUUUUUUCCCCCAAGUUUGAAAGUUGCUAGGAAAUGGCAGUAGGAAAUCCCUGCGGUCUGCUCUUUGUCCUGAGAAUAACUUCUACCUUAUUAGAUACAUAUUUAUUUAUGUAACAACUGAAAGUAAAACAGAAUGGAGGAGGGGGUGGAGCAUUUGCUGCUGUCACUUGUGCAAACCUUAUCCUAACUUCUGUGUCGUGUCGACUUGCUGCUCAGCACUCCAAGAUUUGUCCCAAAAUGUAGUUUCCUGAUCCAGAUGCUGUUAUUCUCUUCUGAGUAAUGGUCCAGCAGGCAGGAUGCUGGGGAAGGCACAGCAAACACAAAACUCUGCUGGAGCAUUGAGCAGGCUGCAGGGUCAGAAAACACACCUGAAAAGUAUUUGUCUGAGGUAUCUGCUUCUGAACAGCCAUUGCUUUUGCCUUUUACAGAAUGGGAUGGGACUAAUCAUCUUCUUCCUAUGUGCUUAUGUACCAAAGACAGAAGCCGGUCAUUGCAAGUGGGCAGAAGUUCUGGAAGAUUUGGAAAGGAUCAAGACAUCCAAAGAUAUUGAUGUCAGUUUAUACACUGCAAAUGCAGAUGAAGAUGAAGAAUGCCAAGAACUUGUCAUGAGGUGCUUUUUCUUAGAGACAGAAGUGAUAAUUCAAGAAUGUCGUAUCAAAAAUUGCAGCAAAACACAGGAUGUGUGGAACAUAUGGAAAAAUGGAAAUGAAAGCUUCGAAAAAAAUAAGGCACCUCCAUUUCUCUAUCUUCAACUGAUAAAUGGCUGAGUCAUUCAGCUGUCCACUUACUGGGAAGGAAGUUUCAAUCUCAUUAUGGCAACAAACACACUGUCUGCUUCUCUUUUAUUGUUGGGAUGCUCCCAACAAUCAGUCUUUAGCACUCUGAGGAGAUGAAUCUCCAGUAAACUGCAAGAGGAAGAACAUAAAUGUGAGCAUGUGGGAUGUCAUCUUCUGGGGGACUUGUAGACAAACAGGUUGGUAAAUUCAUAAGCACAUUGAUAUCAGCAUUAAUCACUGGUAGAAAUAUCACAAAAAAGAAAUAAAUUAUUUUCCACCAUAAAACAUCAAAACCAGAAGUGUUUAUUACAUAGUUUGCAUGAAAUAAAAUGGUCCUAAAUUUUAAAUUUUUCCUUAAUUCAGGGAUAUGCACUGAAUAUGAUUUUUCCUUACCUGAUGUCACGUGCACAGGAAAGGUAACACCAAGUUACAACUUUGGUCUCUAGUCAAAGAGAUAAAGGGACUUUCCUUAUUUCUGGCUUAGAGAGGGAAACGGUAUACUGAUUAUGGGGGAACCAAAGAGCUGCUUUGCUCAGAAUUUUCUUUAUCUUGACCGUUUUGAAAAUCAAUUUCCUGAUUUUAUUUUGUUUUUCAUUAACUCAUUUACCAGUGGCAAGUAUGUUAAAUACUGUGAAUUUGUGUUUCCAAAGAAUAUUGCUAAGUCUGUGACCACUCAGCUUGUCACUCUGUUAGCCACUUCCUGUUGGACACUGGCCAUACCCCUUUUAUUUCAUUUUACUUCCACCUGGUCAAUGUGCAUAUUCUGGGAUUAAAAGAGGCCAUUUGCCAAUCUGGAUCUCCAGCAUUUCUGUUAGGGCUUACUUUUUCCUGAGAGCUAUGUAGCCAUCUGAAAGCUUUACCACAUCCUGAAUUCAAUGGUUGUAAUAAAUUAUCUGGUUGGUAUAAAGGAAGGACUAAAUUAAGGCCAGCUUGUUAUUUGGUUGGUUUGUA
Pyrgilauda ruficollis (rufous-necked snowfinch) is the source of this 1890-nucleotide messenger RNA. RefSeq names its product interleukin 15 (gene IL15). Bases 460 to 930 code for a protein of 156 amino acids. Gene Ontology annotation, cellular component: extracellular region. Gene Ontology annotation, molecular function: cytokine activity; cytokine receptor binding. The transcript has 7 exons. NCBI's taxonomy places the organism in Eukaryota, Metazoa, Chordata, Aves, Passeriformes, Passeridae. Gene Ontology annotation, biological process: positive regulation of T cell proliferation; positive regulation of cytokine production; positive regulation of immune response. The record is from RefSeq and is a predicted model, not a curated record.